Molecule: messenger RNA, 1785 nt
Organism: Ceraceosorus guamensis
Lineage: Eukaryota; Fungi; Basidiomycota; Exobasidiomycetes; Ceraceosorales; Ceraceosoraceae
Product: ATP-NAD kinase
Exons: 9
Coding region: 104-1612 (502 amino acids)
Biological process (GO): NAD+ metabolic process; NADP+ biosynthetic process
Molecular function (GO): NAD+ kinase activity
Source: RefSeq, a predicted model, not a curated record
ACGGCGUCGACUUGAUCCGUCUCUUGAACAAGUUGACCCUCCAACAUCAUUUGAGGUCGCGACGGCCCAGCAACCGAACAAUAUUCGACGGAUCUCCAAAGCCAUGAGGCUCACUAGAGGUAUCCGCACUGGCACGCCGUUCGGCGCUUUUCAGAGCUGCAGGCUUGCGACCGGCCAAUUAGCUAGAAGGAUCUCCGCGACGCAAGUGAUCCCUGCAUCAUGGGGCCGCGCAGGUCCCUUGCGGCUCGGGGGGGCCUCACAUCAGCAAGUUGACUCUCUCAGGGCAGCUCGAUGCUACGGCGCUGGGUAUCGAUUGAUGUCGAGCAGUCCAGCUGCGCAUGGACUGGAAAGGUUGCCGGACAAGGUUCAGGUACGAACCGGCCCGAUUGGCAGUCUGACGUAUAGGUUGUCGAAGGUGCUCGAGCCCAGAACGUCGGAUCAUAUCACUACACGGGUGGGAAGCUCUUUUGGAGGGAAUCAUUCUCUGGAAUGGAUGCAUUUGCCUCGCAACGUUUUACUGGUUGUGAAACAAGGAGAUCAAGCUGCCAAUGCUGCUGCAUCGAAGAUAGCAGAAUACUUGACAGCUUUCCAUCCAGACAGCAACGUGAUAGUCGAAGAUGCAGACGUGUUUGCCCAGAUGCAAAAUCGCUUCCCAAAGCUGCUGUCCUUUUCUCCAGCCGAAAAGCCCUUGCUGGCUAAAAAGGUUGAUUUCAUCAUCACUCUUGGUGGUGAUGGGACCAUACUACAUGCAUCAUCGCUUUUCGACGACGCUCCUGUGCCUCCCGUGCUUUCCUUCUCUAUGGGGACACUGGGCUUCCUUUUACCUUUUCAUAUUGGCGCGUUCGAGCACGCCCUGCAAGAGCUAUUUUCGGGAAAGGCUUCGCUCUUGCUGCGGAUGCGACUGCAAAUGAGCGUGCAUGGACCCAAUGGGCAAGAGCUUCCGAGACGGCCACACAAACAGCAAGUCCACCUCAUGAAUGAAGUGGCGCUACACAGAGGUAGAGAACCUCACUUGACGAUGAUCGACGCCUUCGUCGACGGACGACACUUGACACAAGCAAUCUCGGAUGGUCUUAUCAUUGCUACCCCGACCGGGAGCACUGCUUAUUCGCUAUCAGCAGGUGGUCCCAUUGUACACCCAUCAGCACAAAGCCUGGUACUCACACCUAUCUGCCCUCGCUCGUUGAGCUUCCGUUCGGUGAUCUUGCCGAGUGAUUCCACCGUGCAAUUGAAGAUAUCGAAGACCUCACGUUCGCCUGCUGAGCUCAUCGUAGAUGGUCAAGACCUUGGAGUGCUUUCUCCGGGCGAGUAUCUGCAAGUCGCCAUGUCGCCGUACCCAAUACCUUGCGUCAACAGGUCCAGCGGCACGUUGGGUCCGCACGCCGCGGCGCGCUCAAAGGAGCCGACGCUUCUGGACGAGGCUAUAGAGUCCAAUGGAGCUCGGAGAGCGGAGGAAGAACACCGACCUCUCAGCUCAGCUAGCCACAGCGAGCGCGGAGACGAUGAUUGGGUCAGAGACAUCAACACUCUGCUCAAGUUCAAUGCGUCCUUCGGCAAAGGCGCGUUAGAAAACCCUCUGGAUGACACUGCUGGUGCAGCAACGAGCAAAUGACGAAUAUACUGCAAUGUGUCUGGCCAUAAGUGCAGUGUCAGCAAUCACCUCGCGAUUCUCGAGCAGCAGAGGCAUAAGCUCAGUCGGCCGACCAAGUGAUCGCGGCGUCUUUGCCACGCUCCAAAAAACACAGUCUACGCGCCACAAGGUGGCAAGACUCGGUCAAAGCCUGG